This is a messenger RNA of Nothobranchius furzeri (turquoise killifish), 5456 nucleotides long. It is a transcript of the gene nop16, whose product is annotated as NOP16 nucleolar protein homolog (yeast). The record is from RefSeq and is a predicted model, not a curated record. Lineage: Eukaryota; Metazoa; Chordata; Actinopteri; Cyprinodontiformes; Nothobranchiidae. Gene Ontology annotation, cellular component: nucleolus. Gene Ontology annotation, biological process: ribosomal large subunit biogenesis.
UGGUUGCCACCCGCCAAUAAAGAAGAAGAAGAAUAGCACGCGCUUCCUGUUUGCAGCUGCACGUUUUGAUUUGUGCCGAGCGCAAACUACAAUUUUGUUGUUAUAAGAGAAGAAAACUUCAUCUGAAAUGCCGAAAGCCAAACAGUCAAAGAGAAGAAAGCAGUAUGACUACAACUUGGACCGGAAGAAACUAAAAAAGAAGUUUAAAAAGAAGAUUGCCCCGAGGAUCGAACAUCCACAGAUUCGUAAUGCUUGGGAGGACCACAAGUCCACGUCCACGAACCUGCUUGAGAUGGGUCUGUCCUUUGACCCUAACCGGACGCUGCCGAUAAAGAAACAAACGCUCCCCGGACAGAAACACAGAGACAAACCUCCCGAACGCGUCGUCACCAAACCGUACAUCAUCAGCAAGCUGCAGGAGGAGGCCAGUCUUCCAGAGAAAGACACAAAGACCUUGUCCUCUGACCUGAUUGAGUAUGUGCAGCACAUGAUCCGAGAACACCACGACGACCACAAGGAAGGAUGUGAGGAACUCCUGUUGACUUUAUUUGUGGCCUGAAGAAGCAGCGUGGACAGGAUGGGAGAAAGCAAAAGGACGAGAGAGGAGUGGGGAAACAGAUGGGCGGAUCUACUGGGAUUAAUUUCAACAAUAAGUUUAAUGUAAUCUUUAUAAAAAUCACACUGGGAGUCGUCUCAAGGCUCUUCACAAAGUAAACAUUCCAACUAAGUUCAGUUCAUUAUGUCAUUUCAUUAAGUUUCCUGUGUAAGGAACCCAGCAGGUCGCAUCGAGUCACUGACUAGAGUCAGAGUCUUUACAGCAAUCUUCAUACUAAGCAAACAUGCAGCGACAGUGGAGAGGAAAACUCCCUUUUAACAGGAAGAAACUUCCAACAGAACCAAUGUUGUUUUCAUAACGAAAACAAGGUCAGGGUCAAUUUUAUUUAUAGGGCGCAUUUACAGCAGUACAAGGUAAAACAAAUCAACAAUAAAAACCUAAAAUAAGAUGAGCACACAACAGUCACAAUCUAUAAUAAAAACUGUUAAAACCUAUUAAGAUGCUCAAGUCAACCUGCAUUAAAAGCCAAAUCAAAAAAGCACAUCUUAAGAAGGGAUUUAAAUACUCUAGAUUCUGUGUGGUCCUGAUGUUGAGAGGUAGCUUGUUCCACAGUUUGGGACCAACCACAGAGAACGCUCUGUCACCGCGAGUCUUGUGGCGGGUUUUUGGAACUGUUAAAAGAGCUCGAGAGCUGGACCUCAUGGUUCUGGCAGGGACGUAAGCAGACAGCAGCUCAGAGAUGUAAACUGGGGCCAGGCCAUGAAGGGAUUUAAAAACAAAAAGUAACAUUUUGAAAUGGAUCCUGUAAUGGGCCAUUCCCAUCUGUACCGGGUCGGCCCGGGCCGGGUAGCCCCAGUCGGCCCCAGCCUGGCCCGGCUGAUUCCACACAUCCUUGCCUUAAGCCCAUGUGGGCUGAUUCUACCCACCAAUCAGAGGCUUGCUCUAAUGGAAGGUGUGAAUUUGCUGUCAGCAGUGGGUGUGUUGGCCCUGGUCGGCCUGAAGCAGACCCCCUCGAGAAGAGGGCUGAGAAUGAGCCUUGGUUGGCCCGGAAAAAUACCAGGCCACCCAGAUAUGUAACAACCUACGCUGCCUGGCCCGGGCCAACCCUGUACAGAUGGGAAUGGCCCACAAGAGACAGGAGUCCAAUGGAGAGAGGCCAGAACCGGGGUUAUGUGAUCCCGCUUGCUGGUGCCGCUGCAUUUUGGGCCAGCUGAAGUCGGUGUAGGGAGGACUGGUCCAGGCCAGAAUACAGGGAGUUGCAGUAGUCCAUGAACAGAUGUAUGACAUGUUCCAGGACAUUAGCAGGAAGGUAUGGCUUCACCUUUGCUAUCUGCCUUAAAUGAUAAAAACCUGAUUGGACCACUGCACUCACCUGCCUUAAGAUUAAAAGAACCAUCUAAAAACACACCAAGGUUUUUAACACAGGGUUUUAGAAAACCAGAGCAAGGACCAAGAGGACUAACAACGUUAGAUUAGGACUGCCAAAUAGUAAAAUUUCAGUUUUUUUUAAUUGUUGAGCUUUAAUUGUUUGACGCUUUUUAAGCAUUCCAGUAAUGAGCCAAUUGACCUGGCAUCACUAAGUGGCAAAUAGAUCUGAAGGUCAUCAGCGAAACAGUGAAAGGCUCCAUUUUUGAGAAGUAUAAAAUUACCUAACGCCGGGGACACACCGGCCGCGGAAGCGACGCAAAAAUGGGACCGCCUUCAUUCGGCGCCCUUGUUAAGCUAUUCUAUAGACCACAUGGGCCGCCGAAGUGCCGCGAAUCGCCUCACGCCGGCACUCCAGCCCACGCUGUGCAGCGAUCGUUUCGGCGUCUGCUCUAUUUUUUUCGCGAGCCGCGGGUGAAUCGCGUCAAUUCUGGCAGGAAGUCAAACCUAGACAAGAGGCAGGCCGGUAAAGUUAACAAAAUAAAGCAUUUCAAAAUAAAAUUCCGCAAUAGUCAAAUGUGUUCGUAAUCAGACACUGCAGAAAAACCACACAAACACACACACAUCGAACUUGUGUGCGUGUGUGACCACGUGAAGGGGGAGUGGUUUUGGGUGUCUUUUCACCGGAGCAAACAGGACAGAGAGGCAGAAAGUCUGAGGCAAGCAGUUAAGAUGGAUGACUUUAAAUUAAUUAUGGAAGUUGAGAAACACAAGGAGCUGUACGACCCCCGAAAAACAUGACUAUUUACGUACCCAUUUCAGAAGAAACUGCUAGGAUACAGCUGCAGAAUUGGAGCGGGUUCCAAGAGAUUCAACUGGCAGAAACAACUCAUACCAUAGGUUCACACACACACACUCACACACAUGUGCAAACACUCAAACGUAGAGGAAAAGAGCUGAGAAAAGGCAGAGAGGAAAUGGAGGACACCAAGUGUUUAAAAGCAAAACUACAGCUGAGUCGAGACGCGCCUCGACUGGGGCGCGUCUGAUCUGAACUGAGGAGCGGCGAGCAGCGGCCGAAUUUCGUGAGCGAUUCGCUUCUCGGCGCUUCCGCAGCCGGUGUGUCCCCAGCGUAAGUGGAGCAUAUACAAAGAAAAAAAGUGCUGGACCCAAAAUGGAGCCCUGAGGCACCCCGCAUGUCAGAGGUGCUGUUUUCGAGGUAAAAGGACCCAGAUUAAUGGAAAAUGACUUCUUGUGAAGGUAGGAUUUUAAACCACUGGAGAACAACACCUCGGAGACCAACGCAUGACCCUUGCCGGGACAACAAGAUCUCGUGAUCAAGGUGCUGACGAGCUAAAAAUAGCUCUUUUGUGACUAAAACAUGAGCGACUGUUGCUUUUCUUAAACAUGUCUGUAAUAUUAACACGUUUCUUAUAUGAGUGCUUCCUGGAACAGUCAUGCAUUUGGGCAGAAGAGUGAAAGAAUUUAUGGUUUUAACGGGUUUUACCUGAACACGUUUAAGACGAAUGUUUGAAAGUCAGAGUAUCGGGAUUAUUGUCUCUGCUCCCUGGUUCCUAAUUACGGGUCCCUAACCCGUCUACAUGUUUGUGAGCGUCUGCUGAUGCUCGAGAGCAGAUCUGGGUUAUUGAUAUUCGUUCUGUGAAAACUCACAACGCUGCAGUCUGUGGAAAACCAUUACUGCAUUUAAGUAGGUGGACUUUCCCACAAUCUACGUUCAAGAUGGAGGUCUGAUAACUCGAAUAAUAAAUGAAACAAACACAUUUCUUUAUUUCUGUAUAAAUAUCGUGUUGAAUACUCCGUGCACUCCCUAAGAGUCCAUUCUGUUCAGGAAAGAAAAUCAUACGUUUCUUUAGUGGAAAUCUACAGAAUGAUGCACAGAUCUGCAUCCAUACAUUAUCACAUUGUUGUGAUUAUUAAUAAAGUUUAGAAACAGCAGCUCAGAGGACACGUCUGACCCAUCAGUGCUUUUGUUAGAGAAUAUUUCUGUUUAAUGUUUUGUAAAAUUAAAAAAACAAAAUCCUUGUUGAAUAAAACCCUUUUUGACUGACGAAGACUAAAACUAAGAUGCCCUCCAAAAACACUGAACAGAACCUGGAUCAGGUUAGAACCUACAACCAUCUCCAGGGUCAGAGGUCAGCCUGGGGUUCAGAUGAUGGAAAGACGUCAGCUCUGGUACCUACAGAGGUUUGCAGAAGUUCACGCCGGAUCACCAGAACUGGACCGGAGGAGACUGGAAACACAUUUCCUGGUCUGAGUCUGGAUUUCAGCUGUCUGGUCAGAAUUUGGGCAGAGAUGUUCUGGUCCCACUUUGGACCCCUCAGCACCACCUGAGCCUGGCUUAAACAUCACAGCCGAGUCUUGUUGCUGACCACCUCCACUCCUCUUCUGAUAAGUCAGACGAUGAAACACUUACCUUUGCAUCACAUACUGUUUUCAUAUCUUCCAAGCUGACCUCAGGUCAGUGAUCACGGCUGGGUUUUAGACCCUCGGAAAAAAAAACUCCAAGCUGAGUCUGAUUUUUCCCCCGGCCGAUUUUAACGUGUCCUCAUCAAAGUUUCAUUUUUCACACGAUAAAUUUUAUUUAUUUUUUCGUAGAAAAAUCUUUGUCCUUGACUUCUGAGAAGUGACUUGGCUGCACUCGAUUAAACCGCUCAGAGUCUUUGUGAGGCUUCAGGGUCGAAGCGUCCUCUCUAAAGCCGACCCCGCUCUGAGUUUAGUCCUGCUGCGGCACGGAAAGGUCUCUCUGAAAACACAAUUCAUCUCGUUUUCUAACUCAAACCGUCAUUAAAAGCACAAGAACCUCAGUUAUUUUUUAUUCGAUUAAAGGAGUUUCACCAGAUUCUGAUUUCAGGACCUUUUCAGGACGGUGGUUUGGAAUCUGUCUGGUCGGUGGAGUCCUUUAGGGGAACGUUGUUGUUGGAAAUCGGAAAGAGAGAGGACUGCAGGUUCAGCAAACUGACCUUCAGACUCUGGUACAGAACAUCAGCUGCUGGUUUUUCACCUUUCAGAUGCUGAGCGUCAUCUUUUAGAGGCGACAUAAUUCAUAUUUCAGCCUUAAAGAACAGAAAAGAUGCUCUCAACGUAUCGGAAUAAAGCUUUCAUCAUCUGGCAGAAUUUAUACUUUGAAAAAAGUCUUCAGCCCAGUUCUUCUCACUCGUCCACACAGGGCCUGGUUGGUUUGAAGAAGUCCUCAUUAGAAACUCUGGUUUUCUUUGGUGUUAAUCUGACAGAUGAAGGUUCUGAGUCUCCCUUCCCGUGUUGCAGAAUCGGUACCUUGGAGCCGAUGAUGCAGCAGGUCGAUAGCAGAUGUGUGAACGAGUGAAUAUUAAAAUCGGCAGCAGAGCUAAUUAAGAGCUCCAGAGAUGUUUUACUGAUGAUUUUAUUUUUUAAAUAACCUAUCAGGUUUCAUUUGUGCCACAGAAAGAUCCAUAAGUUCAAGCUCGUCUUGUUUUUGGCUAGAGAAAAAGCUCUUGUCGGGUUAUUUCUGACCUGAACGGCGUGUUCCUCCUUCCUC